AUGCUAUUUUUGGCUCCUCCACAUUGUUCGUUAUCAUUUAUCAACGCCAAUUUUGAGAAAGAGUCGUGGGCUGCUCUCUCUGCUUUCACUUCGCAACCUACUCUUCCACAAAGUUUUCAUAGGAAAAGGAACACUAGUAGAAAUUUUCGAUGCUACUCGCUGAAGAGUGCACUUUCUAAGGUGAAAAGUCCUCCGUCUCCAACCCCUGAGACAUUAGAAAAGGAACCCCAUAAAUAUUUUGAUCAGGUGGUGAUCACUGUCCGUGCUGGAGAUGGCGGUCAUGGUGCCGUCCUUAGUAUGCCUACUCAGAGAGCUCCUUCUAACUCACGAGGAAAAUUUGGAAAACACAAGAUAAAGGAAAAGAGUUCAUAUAAAAGGGAUUUUGAUGGCUCACUCGUUCUUCCUAUGGGUGGACAUGGUGGUGACGUUGUGAUAUAUGCAGAUGAGAGCGAAGAUUCGUUAUUGGAGUUCCACAAGAAAAGUCGAUACAAUGCGAAACGUGGAGGAAAUGCUAAUGCAAUGGGUGUUCUGACAUCACAACUGCGCGAUGGACUUGCCGCUCCUUCUUUGCGUAUUCCAGUACCUCCAGGUACUGUUGUAAAACAUAAAAGAGGAAAGCUUCUGGCUGAUUUAGCUCGUCCAGGUGAUGAAGUUCUUGUAGCCAGAGGUGGACAAGGAGGGAUUAGCUUGUUAGAAGUCCCUGAGCAUAAAAGAAAGAGAACGACAGCUUUAACCACUAAUGUAAUGAGAGAUGACAGUGAUAAGGUUUUGGUUCUUGGUCAGUCUGGUGAAGAGGUUAGUUUGCAGUUGAUACUUAGAGUUGUUGCAGAUGUUGGUCUCAUUGGACUCCCAAAUGCCGGAAAAUCUACCCUAUUGGCAGCCAUUACACUUGCGAAGCCUGAUAUAGCUGAUUAUCCAUUCACAACCUUGAUGCCAAACUUGGGACGCCUUGAUGGUGACCCUAGCUUAGGGGCGGGAAAAUUUUUAUCUGAGGCAACUUUAGCAGAUUUGCCUGGUCUCAUCGAAGGAGCUCAUCUGGGGAAGGGUCUCGGUCGCAAUUUUUUAAGGCAUUUGAGGAGGACUCGGCUGAUGGUCCAUGUUGUUGAUGCAGGUGCUGAGGAUCCUGUCAGUGAUUACAGAACAGUGAAAGAAGAAUUGCGGAUGUACAAUCCUAAUUACCUUGAACGACCAUACAUUGUGGUGCUAAAUAAAAUUGACAUUCCGAAGGCAAUGGACAGGCUUCCAUCUUUAAAGGAAGAAAUAUGGAGAAUUGGAAGUGACAAGAUAGAUUUGCAGACUGAAGCAAUCUCCAAAACUGCUGCUUUUUCCAUGUCAAAUGAUGAGGACCAAGCUGUUGAUCAGAAGGUGAAGGAAAUUGAAGCUUAUCCACGACCUCUUGCUGUUGUGGGCGUCAGUGUUCUGAGACGUAUAAACAUCAAUGAAAUGUUAGAGGCCAUAAGGGCAGCUUUGCGCCAUUGUCAAGAUAUUACCGGCUUACUGGGAACAUCUGCAGGACCAUGA
Molecule: messenger RNA, 1521 nt
Organism: Fraxinus pennsylvanica
Lineage: Eukaryota; Viridiplantae; Streptophyta; Magnoliopsida; Lamiales; Oleaceae
Source: the annotation of a GenBank genome assembly